Fusarium coffeatum is the source of this 2037-nucleotide messenger RNA. RefSeq lists its product as uncharacterized. The transcript is spliced from 3 exons. The record is from RefSeq and is a predicted model, not a curated record. Bases 1 to 2037 code for a protein of 678 amino acids. Lineage: Eukaryota; Fungi; Ascomycota; Sordariomycetes; Hypocreales; Nectriaceae.
AUGGCUGAAGCGGAACAGUGCAUUAUAUGCCUGGAUCCUCUGCCUCGACCCUCGGCUUCUCUCCAAGCUCCAGCUGCCCUCACUAUAGCUGCGAGUGAUGCUGCUUCUGCUGGUGGUGUUUCUGCCGCAUCUGCAUCCACAUCCACCCUUACGUCUGAGCCAGCACAUUUCCCUGCCACAACCACUACAGCCACAGAAACUCUCGAGGACGAUUCGAAUUAUUUGAAUAUUGUCGCUGAACUCGACGGAUUUCGAGUAUACAAUGGCGUAGAUGGAACUGCCAUCUCCAAAUACGAUGUUCAAGAUAAAAAACAGGUCGCCGAGUUCGAUGUAAGACAGUGGCUUGGCGAAAACCCCGAGGAAGACGAAGAAGAACCAGGCAACCCAUGCCCUAUUUGCAACUCGUCAGAAAGAGAAGAUGUCCUACUCUUGUGCGACAGCUGCGAUGCCGCCUAUCAUACACAUUGCAUAGGUCUCGUGGCUAUUCCUGACGGCGACUGGUAUUGCAUGGAAUGUGCCCAUCUGUUCCAACUUGUGGAAGAGCCAGAAGCUACCCAGGUUGGAGAAAGGUCGCCUCGCCCCUCCAACGUACGUCGCCCGAACCCUCGAAAUGUGCGCGGUUACCAUGUACGAACUCGAGAACGAUUAAGGCGAGCUCGUCGCCAAGCUCGAAAUGUCGAGUGGCAAGGCGCAUGGGGCCAGUUCUCUGGUCGAUUCUACGAGAUGAGCGACUUGGAUUUGGAUAAUCACGAUGAUGAGGACGAAGAGCUCGAGCAAUAUCGGCGAUUCCAGGAGCUUGGCCGACGGGAACUCGAACGUUGGCAACAACGAAUGGAUAUCGCACGUCGUCUGGGCGCCCGCGACGUUUUUGCGAACAACAUUCCUCAGGCUAUUAGCGAACGACUUCAGCCAGCGCCUGAGCCCGUGCAAGAAACGGCAGACGAGAGACGAGCUUGGGGCGCCUUGGAUCGUGCACGAGAAACUGAAGAGCCUAGCACCAACUCCAGAAAGCGCAAAGGGCGGUCUGUAACUGCAUCGCCCCGCGAGCCAGCCCAAGAACCUGAAAGGAAGCUCAAGCGUCCACGAACACGUCGCCUGCCAACCCAGAACGGCGAAGGCUCGAGCUCUGUGUCGUCCCCAGCACCUGGGCCAUCGACAGCAAGAAUCAACACCAAUGGAGCAUCUUCCAGGAACGGUGUUGCCGAUCAUGGCAGUAUUGAUCCUCCAUUGGUUUCCUCAUUGUUGAAAGAGCUUGAACCCAGCAUUAUGUCUGAUGAUGAUACACUAAUAACCAACAAUGGGUGGCGACAUCCACCAGAUGCCUCGUCGCCUGCCCUUUCUCCUGUCAUGUCGCCAUCUCCGUCAGCCUAUGGCAGUCCGCGGGCUCUUUCUCUUACCCCUCCUCCAAUGCCGAAUUUCAAUGCUCGACCAGGUUCUCCGACACUCUUGCUCAGUAGCACUAUUCAACCACGAUAUGCGCCUGCGAACUAUUCACCUACACGAGCAAACCAUUCACCCACUCGUGGGAACCAUUCACCUACCCGUGCAAAUCAUGAACGUAUGAACCAUGAUCACAGUGACUCAGAACAGCCCCCAACAAGACAUGUACCAAUCAACUUUUCACCUACUCGCUCAAGUCGUGGGCGUACUGGUCGUGAACAUACAAGCCGCGAGAAUAGCGACUCCGAAGUGCGCCCAGCCCUACUCCCCGAAAGCCGACCAUUAGAGCUACGACAACCCCGACCACGCCGCCCAGACGAGGUCCCGGCUCAAAGAAAAGAGGAACCGCCAACAGAACUCAACCUUACCCAAGAAGAUAAAGUUAGCAUAAACGAGAUAGUCAAGGGUGCCCUGCGACCGCACUGGCGGUCUCGAAAGUUGACAACUGAACAAUACUCGGUUAUCAACAGAGACAUCUCAAGAAAGCUUUACGACGAGGUCAAGGGCGCAGCAUCGCUAAGCGAUGAAGCCCGUCGACAAUGGGAAAAUCGAGCUACCAAGGAGGUGGCUCAAGCAGUUGCAGAAUUGUCUGCUUAG